UUUCAUUUUUUUACGCACGCUGCACGCACAUGUAUCCCCUCCUUCGCUCUCUAUCAUGGAAGCUUCAUCGUACCAAAUCUUUUGAAAAUGGAGAAACAGAGGAGUUUCUCCUUCAACUUGAAGCCCACAAGACUACUGGUCUUCUCCUUCACCCUCUCAUCCUCCCUCCUUCUCCUCUUCUUCUCCAUCUGGGUUUUCAAGUGCAUCCCCUUGAUCCCUCAAGAAACCCAACUCCAUUUCAACAAAUCCUCCCAAACUUUGGGGCUUAAACCCAUAAAUAUCCAGGCCUUCUCAAUUUCUGCAGAGACUCAUUUCAGGAUACCCGACAUUUCUUCUGGGAAUAGUGUAGUUUCAGUUGUUGAAAAGGUUCAAAUAAAACAGAACAAGUCUGGGGUUUCAGACAGAGAUAACAAAAGCGAGGAGACCCAAAACGGUGCUUUGGACGGUAUCACUUACAGCAACCAUGAUCAGUCGUCCAAGAAAAUCCAAGUUUCAGGUGGUGGGAGGAUUGAAAAGAAGAAGACUAGUGAAUGUGAUGUUUCAAAGGGGAGAUGGGUUUUUGAUGAGAGUUAUCCCCUGUAUACAAAUAGUUCAUGUCCCUUCAUAGAUGAAGGCUUUAGCUGUGAAGCUAAUGGAAGACCAGACAAAGAUUAUAUCAGGUGGAGAUGGCAACCACAUGACUGCAACAUCCCAAGGUUCAAUGCAGUGAAAAUGCUAGAAUUGAUCAGAGGGAAAAGGUUGGUUUUUGUUGGCGACUCGAUUAACAGAAACCAGUGGGAAUCCAUGCUGUGCUUAUUAAGAGGAGCCAUCACAGAUCCAGCGAGAGUUUAUGAGACUCAUGGGCGGAGGAUCACCAAGGGAAAGGGGAAUUACAGUUUCAAGUUUGUGGAUUAUAAAUGUACAGUCGAAUACUAUGUUACCCAUUUCUUGGUUCAUGAAAGUAAGGCAAGAGUUGGGCAGAAGCGGGUGCAAACGCUGCGAAUCGAUUCCAUUGAUCGGGGCUCUUCAAGAUGGAAAGGAGCUGAUGUUCUUGUUUUCAACACUGCACAUUGGUGGUCCCAUUACAAAACAAAAGCUGGGGUGAACUACUACCAGGAGGGUAACCAAGUUUAUCCCCAUCUGGAUGUCUCUGUUGCUUUCAGAAGAGCUCUGAUGACCUGGGCAUCAUGGGUUGAUAGGCAUAUAAAUCCACACAAGACCCAAGUUUUCUUUCGAAGUUCAGCACCUUCCCAUUUCAGGGGAGGUCAAUGGAAUUCCGGGGGGCACUGUAAGGAGGCUACUCAACCCCUCAACAAUAUUUCAGGAACAGACUACCCAGAAAAGAAUGUAAUUGCUGAGGAGGUUAUAAAGCAAAUGAAGACUCCUGUAACUCUCUUGAAUGUAACUAGUUUAUCAGAAUAUAGGAUAGAUGGUCAUCCAUCUGUAUAUGGAAGAAAGCCAAGGAAGGGUACUUCUUCAAGUAUUCAAGACUGUAGCCAUUGGUGCCUUCCGGGUGUUCCUGAUACCUGGAAUGAAUUGUUGUAUUAUUAUCUGCAAUCUAAAGAAAAACACAGUUCCACUUAGCAAACUGAAGAGAACAUCUUAAUGUCUAAGUUUUUUUUUUUUUUUUUUGUUAUUCCUUUUCUGUAGUUGUUCUGUUUGCCAUAAUUGAAUUUCCAUUUGCUGUCA
This is a messenger RNA of Nelumbo nucifera (sacred lotus), 1668 nucleotides long. RefSeq names its product protein trichome birefringence-like 6. Gene Ontology annotation, molecular function: O-acetyltransferase activity. The record is from RefSeq and is a predicted model, not a curated record. Gene Ontology annotation, cellular component: Golgi apparatus. Lineage: Eukaryota; Viridiplantae; Streptophyta; Magnoliopsida; Proteales; Nelumbonaceae.